This is a messenger RNA of Tetrapisispora phaffii CBS 4417, 1410 nucleotides long. RefSeq names its product fumarate reductase (gene FRD1). NCBI's taxonomy places the organism in Eukaryota, Fungi, Ascomycota, Saccharomycetes, Saccharomycetales, Saccharomycetaceae. Gene Ontology annotation, molecular function: oxidoreductase activity; FMN binding. The record is from RefSeq and is a predicted model, not a curated record. The transcript has a single exon. Bases 1 to 1410 code for a protein of 469 amino acids.
AUGUCCUCUAGAAAACCAGUCGUCAUUAUUGGAACAGGUCUUGCUGGUUUAUCAGCCGGUAACCAACUAGUUAACAAGUACAAAAUCCCAAUUGUCCUUUUAGAUAAAGCUGCUAACAUUGGUGGCAAUUCAACAAAGGCCUCUAGUGGUAUCAAUGGUGCUUUCACAAUGACCCAAAAAACUUUGAAUGUUCAAGACUCCCCAGAAUAUUUUACCAAGAUACAGUUAAAUCCGCCAAACGAAGGUGUCGAUACCUUGAUGAAUAAAUUAGCUAACGAUUCUAGCUCUGCAAUUGAAUGGUUACAAAAUGAUUUUGGUAUCAAGCUAGAUUUGCUAGCACAAUUAGGUGGUCACUCUGCUCCAAGAACUCACAGAUCAUCUGGCAAAUUGCCACCAGGUUUUGAAAUUGUCUCGACAUUAUCCAAGAACUUGCAAGCAUUGGCCGAAAAAGAUCCAAAGUUAGUCAGCAUCUUAUUGAACAGUAAUGUCGUCGAUGUCUCUGUUGACACACAAGGAGCUAUUUCCGGUGUCAAUUAUGUUGAUGGUGAUGGUAACAACAAAACAAUCGAAACAAAACAUGUUGUAUUCUGUUCUGGUGGGUUUGGUUUCUCUAAGGAAAUGCUAAAAGAAUAUGCUCCUGAAGUUGUCCAUUUACCAACUACUAAUGGUUCUCAAACUACUGGUGACGGUCAAAGAAUAUUGAAGAAAUUAGGAGCUGAUUUGAUUGAUAUGGAUCAAAUUCAAGUUCACCCAACUGGGUUCAUCGACCCAACUGACCCAGAGGCUGGUAACAAAUUCUUGGCUGCUGAAGCUUUGAGAGGUCUAGGUGGUAUUUUAUUAAAUCCAAGUACCGGUAAGAGAUUUGUUAAUGAAUUAACAACCAGGGAUGAAGUUACCGCUGCCAUCCAAAAAGAAUGUCCAUCCACUAAAAACAAUGCCUAUUUAGUCAUGAGCAAAAAUGUUUAUGAAGCUUAUAAGAACAAUAUGGAUUUCUACUUAUUCAAGAAAUUGAUAAAGAAGACUACUGUCAAGGAAUUUGUUGCUGAAUCCAACUUUCCAAUUAGUGCUGACGAAUUAGCUACUAGUUUGCUCAAAUAUUCUACCGACGCUUCCGAUGAGUUCGGAAGAACUGUCACUAUCAACUCAUUCGGAUCAGAUGUUAAUGCUGAUACUGAAAUUUUUGUCGGUACAGUUACCCCAGUUGUCCAUUUCACUAUGGGUGGUGCUAAGAUCAACACUGACGCUGAAGUCGUCAAGAAAGAUGGCUCUAUCUUGGCUCCAGGUUUAUAUGCUGCUGGUGAAGUUUCUGGUGGUGUUCACGGUGCAAACAGAUUAGGUGGUUCCAGUUUGCUGGAAUGUGUUGUCUUUGGUAGAACUGCUGCUAACAGUAUCGGUGCCAACUAUAAUUGA